Messenger RNA from Arabidopsis arenosa, 2089 nucleotides. The record is from the annotation of a GenBank genome assembly. NCBI's taxonomy places the organism in Eukaryota, Viridiplantae, Streptophyta, Magnoliopsida, Brassicales, Brassicaceae.
CUGUGGGCUGUCGGGCCCUUUCUUUUUUGUUUUCUAAAAUGGGUUGCUCUGGCGGUCUGGCCCUCGCUCUUAAUAUUAUUUUAUGGGCGGCCGCUAGAACAAGCAUCGACUGCUCCAUGAUGGCCCCCUCGGAGUCCUCCAGUCAUAAUCAGACGGCUGCCUCGUCUGAGUGGUUGACGUAUACGUCGGAUAUGGUCGAAAAUUCGAACAGUUCCGGACGUAGCUCGUCGGUCAAUCAACCGAUUCCUGAGGAACAGGCUUUGGAACGGGAGGCUAGGGCGCAAGAGCACGCCCGCAUCUCGGCGGAGAUCGAAAGUAUUAUGGCGGCCUGCGAGAAUGAGGAGGCCGCCAUGAUACGAAAAGCCCACGUCCUCUUGCAUCAACGAGGGAUAACUCUCGAGGAUCAAGAAGAUGUCAAGCGUGCUCUCCAGUUGGCUCUCCAUAACGACUGGGAGCACGAUAUCGAUGAGCGGAAGAGGCAUUUCACCAUGCUCAGGCGCGACUUCGGAACAACUCGCUGUGAAAGAUGGAAUCCUUUCAUUGAUGAGCUCAGGGGCUUGGGGAACCAUCAGGAACCAUACACCCUAGAAAGAAAGGGAUAUCGCCGAGACAGGACGAAUUCCUCAAUUGAGACAGCUACUCUUUCCUGCAGAAGUAGGAUUCGCCGGAUUCACAGCUGGAUGGAAGACAGGUCGAUUUACCGCUGUACGAUGGUCAGCUUUGGCUUGUAUGUCGGAUUGUGCGGUCACUUGGUUGAGGAUUACACAGUGAAAGUAGGACAAACUGAAGCGAUUGGGGGGAGUUGGAUAAAGGAGCUUGCAGCACACCGGACGAACUCGGCACCGAUGUUGAACAAUUCCAGCUCAGAGCAUCCAGAGGAAACUCCAAAGCAGUCCGAGAUUACCGAUACUCCAUCAGCUAUAGUACCUCCUCCGAGUCUCCAUCCACUGUGCUGUCUAAGGAUCCCUCUGUGCUGUUCAAGGAAUGAAGCAGCCAUGGCGGUUGUGUGGGCUGCUGAGUGUACUCCUACCCAAGGAGUCGAGUUCCCCACUACAGCGGAGAUACGGGUGAAUGAUGAAAUCCGAGUUGAGGAAUUCCUCGAGGAAGCAAAGCUACCUCUCGGUACACACGAUAGAUGGGAGUGGAACCUUCCCUUCCGUCAAUUAGAGAUGUUCAGACGGAGAGAUAACGGAGACGAGUGGGAUAAACGAUUCCCUCCCCUGAGAGUGAGAGCCCAGAGUCAACGAAUCAAAAAGGGAGGAGAAGGAGAUAUCGGAGACGAGAUACCAAUUGACCGAGCUGACGAUGAUACCGAGCGCAUCGGAAAUGGGAUCUCCCCUUCCACGACUGAAGCAUCUCGAUUUGCUAUACCACCAUUUGCACCUGCUGAUCAAGCCAGACGGAAAGGAAUCCGAACCAGCGGGCACAGGCAAGGAAUCCCAGGCCGAACUAGACGCCAGACUCCCCCAUCUGCUAUCCUCUCCGUUGAGUCAUACGGAUGGAGAUAUGGUAGUCCCACAGAUAAAGAUAAGACGCUUCAUUCGGAGCUACAUCAGAGUUCAGUGCGAAGGUUUCUCCUCGACUCCGGUUUGACGGAGCUCAGACGAGCGGAAAGAAAACAGAGCGGAAAGAAAGCAGCACAGCACAGAGGUCUCAGUCCCCCCGAAAUGGAAUUGGAGUCAAGGGCACCUUUAUCGUUACCCAAUUGUCAGGAAGAAAGCAGCUUCAAAGGAUGCAGUGGAGUGGGCAGCUUCAGAGCUGGCUAUUGCUUGCUUAGAGGAGGAAGCAGGCGUGUGAUGCUUCCCGCAAUGGAGCUAGCACCCGAGGAAUGCCUCUUUAUACUCCAGAAGAUUAGAAACACUCUGUGGAACUGCAAGUGGCGUAUUGGAGACUGCACAGCAAGUAGCGUAGUGGAGUGAGCGAGCAUCUUAUUUGCCCGGAUGGAAUAGAGGUUUAUCCUAUUCUCUGUAAACAGAAAGGGAAGUUGUGCCCAAUGACUGGAAUAAGCUAGUACGAUAGAUUAUUAGUUAUGGACUACUCCUUAAGCUAGAGGAGACUUGUUUGUCUGGGAUAAAUUGUCAUUCUAGAC